Messenger RNA from Liolophura sinensis, 6267 nucleotides. Its product is annotated as cell adhesion molecule DSCAM-like. Gene Ontology annotation, molecular function: protein binding. The record is from RefSeq and is a predicted model, not a curated record. The transcript is spliced from 30 exons. NCBI's taxonomy places the organism in Eukaryota, Metazoa, Mollusca, Polyplacophora, Chitonida, Chitonidae. Gene Ontology annotation, biological process: cell-cell adhesion. Bases 76 to 4950 code for a protein of 1624 amino acids.
CGAUUUUACGAGCAGGUAAAUCUCAUAGCCUGAAAAGGUGUCAUGUAAUCUUCAGACUGUAACGUAUGAGUUACCAUGGAGACAGGUUUAACCCUCCACCUCUUUGCUCUGCUGAUGACCACAGUAUAUGCUGCCAUAGAAUUCACUGCUUCACCGCAAAAUACUGCCGUUGUUGUUGGUCAAGAUGUUCGCCUGGACUGUUUGGCCCAGGAUGAAGCUGUGACUGGUACCUUGCUGUACAGGUGGACAUUUGGUGGAGAACCUGUAAGAGCGUCUGCGUCAGUCUUUGCAAACCACUCCCUCCUCGUUCCCAGGGUGCAGCUCUCAGACCUGGGCUUGUACACGUGUAAUGUCUCCAGUGACAACUUUUUAACGUCGGAAGGUCGAUCAGCUACAGUUAUAGAAGCCUACACUGAAGAGUUUGUGUCAUCACCAUCAUCCAUUAAGGCUUCCCCAGGUGAGAAUGUUAUCCUGACGUGUAUCACUGGCCGUGCCGCACCCAAUCCCAGUGCAUUCUGGGAAAAAGACGGCCGCCAGUUUCUCGCGGGAGAUCAGCAAAAUGCCUCAUACGGUGACAUCGACCCUCUGAGACUGGGAAAGCAGUUCUCCCUCAGGUUACAGCUCGUUGUGGAAAACUCGUUAACAGGUGUUUACAGGUGUGUGCUGGAGAACACGUUAGCAGGUGUUGUGAAGAGGAGUGAACCAGCUUUCUUGUCUCUCACAGUUCCUGAUACCACACCCAGCCUUGUUAUUUCCCCGCCUUCUCUAGUUUUCGCCCCAGAAGGCCGACCGCUUUCUGUGGAUUGUGUGGUAGAAGGUAACCCCGUGCCUAGAGUACGCUGGCUGCACAACAGCGUGGAAGUGACCAAUGGGGAACGAGUAUCUGUCCUUGUUAACGGAACGUUGCAGUUCUCGUCUGUUGCCCUCGGCGAUGGAGGCUUGUACCUGUGUCAAGGUACAAACAGCAUGGGCAGCAUCUCAAGUGGAUACAUGACACUCCAAGUCCCAAGAUUGGGAUUGGAGUUUGUUCAACAGCCUCAGGACAUUCACGCCAUCGCCGGGCAAACUGCCCGACUCCUCUGUACCCCACCCAACAGCAUCCCUCCAGCGACGGUGACCUGGUACAAGGGGUCAUCACCAGUUGUGAUACGUAGCGGGGAGUUUGCCGUAUCUGUUAUCUUUACCCUCUCAGGAGGACAAGACCUGUUCUUCUCGAAUGUCCAGCAGGAAGACGCCGACGACUACAUCUGUGUGGCCAUCAAUGACCGCUCAGUUCCUCAGUCAAGAACGUCGCGUGUUGCUCGUCUCUCUGUCACUGGUGGAGCUAUUUUUACAGAGCCCCCUACUGGUCAGGAGCUGAUUAAAGGGGAACUACUGACCCUGCGGUGUUUGGUUAAAGGCAACCCUUCACCUGUGAUCAGAUGGUACAAAGAUGGAGCACCUCUACAACUUUCUGACCGAACAACAGUGGCGCGUGGCGGCCAGGAGCUGUAUAUCAGUGGCGUGAUCAAGACUGAUGAGGGGACAUACCUGUGUAAUGUGAUCACAGACUUCAACAAUGUGUCAGCAUCUGCCUACGUAACAGUUCUGGUGCCUCCUGCCAUUUUGUCAAAGAUUGGUCAUGUGAUUGCUAACCUAGGGGUCAUGUCAGAGGUCACACUUCCUUGUUUGGUCAGUGGUGACCCAGUGCCAGAGGUUACCUGGCUCCAUGACGGGGUGGAGAUUCAAGAAUCUGACCAGUUGAGAGUUGUAAACAACAACCUUCACCUUCUGGAGGUCACAGUGAUGGAUUCUGGGAACUACACAUGCAAGGCUAAGAACACUGCCGGAUUGAAGAUGGACACGGGAGAGAUGGAGGUUAUAGUACCUCCAUCGUUUGUGGUUCCUCCGUCCAGUCGUAUGGUCACUCUUGGUCAAGGACUGACCCUUCGCUGUGAAGUGACUGGUGUCCCUCAACCCACAAUCUACUGGACAUACAAUGACACAAACCCUAUACCUACGAGACACCUUGUUCCCAAUGACCUGUCUGUCAUCACCAUAGAAACAGUCACUUGGACAGACUUGGGGAAAUACACCUGCCACGCCAACAACAGCGCGGGUGAGGCAUCAAGCUCUGCCUACCUGACCAUCCAAAGUGCGUAUUUUUGUGCUUACCUGUUUAUAUGUGUACUUACACCCUGUGUUAAUUGGCUGGUGUGCCAUGAUGCCAUGCUCAAGAAUUUCUCACUUAAUUACCAAAUCAAAUACAGUGAAGUUUCGCAUGGAACUGAUUUUCGCGAAUUUAAUUCCAGCGAAGUAAAUAUCCAGUUUUCCCUGCCAUCUGUUGUUCGCGUGAGGGGUGAGAAUAUCUUACCUGUCCUUAGCGACCUGUAUCUCACCUGUGAGACUGCGGGUAUCCCUCCUCCCUCAGUGACCUGGCUGUUCAGCAGUCAAGAGGUGGUGCCCUCUCUGGACGGCAGAGUAUCCUUCCCAGCAGUCAAUAGUCUUCUGGUGAGAUUCGCACAGGAAAAUGAUUCAGGAACAUAUUCUUGUGUGGCUAAGAAUGAAGCAGGACAGGAUGUGAUGUCAGAGGAAGUUGUUUUCUAUGGUCCCCCUAUCCCCCCUAGAUUGGAAUCUGUGAUCCCCGUGUCAAUGAGUUCCCUCAAUGUUAGCUGGUCUGAAGUGCCGCAGUCUCCUUACGCUGAUGUAACCAGCUACGUGCUACGCUACAGAGAAAGUGUUUCCACAGACUUUGUGGUGUACAGAGAUGAUAUUCCCUCAAACUCCACCUAUGUAGAACUGGAUGGCCUAAAGCCGGCCAGCUCUUACGUGGUUGUCAUGGCAGCAAAGAACUUGGCAGGGGAGGGAACUGUGAGUUCAGCUCUGUCUGCAACAACGUUUGAAUCAGCUCCCUCUGUCCCGCGAUACUUUGAGGUUAUAUCUGUGGGUACCUACCAGGUCAGACUUAGGUGGGAAAUUCCUAAGGAAACAAGAGGUCAGAUCAGACAGUACCAAGUGACCUUCAGACAGAAGACUGACCAAGAUUUUCAGACAAUUGUGAUCACAAGCCCAUCGGUCCCACUCCAGGAAUUCACCCUCGGGAGCCUCCGUCCUCACACCACUUACAUGAUACAGGUGCGAGCAGCCACAGACCUGGAGAGGGAGGCCGUAGUGUGGGGGAACCACACCGACUUUCUCGAGGUCACGACUCUGUAUGCAGCCCCAACUGGGAGUCCCCAGAAUCUCACUGUAAUUUCAACUAAUCCCAGAAAAAUGAUUGUUGCCUGGCAACCUGUCCCGGAAGAAAAGGUGAAUGGACCAAUCACGAGUUACAUUGUAAGAUAUACGUCCGACUCCCCUUCCUUGAUCAACCAAUCAGCUACAGUCUCGGUCAUGAGCAAUGAUGUGGUGAUAACAGAGAGUGUGUUUCCAUGGCGACUGUACACCGUGACUAUCUCUGCCGUGAAUGAAGCAGGAGAAGGCCCAGUCAGCAAACCUGUCACAUUUUUAACAUCAGCAGAGGCACCAUCUACCUUUCCACAAGGUAUUACAGCGAGGUCAGACUCAGGGGAGACAAUUCUUGUGGCAUGGAGGGUAAAGAUGUGUUUCAGUGAAAUUUGGUGGAUUUUUUAUGUGAAUGUUCAUACAUGUAUUUUAUAUAUGUGUUUUAUUUCUGAACAUAGGCUUCUCAUUCAUGAUUUACAAGAAAGAAUUUCACCCCUUAAGGAUUGUUAUGCAGCGAUUGUACAUUCCUCACUUGUGCAGCCAGUACCUUCGGAGGAAAGUAACAGCCCAAUCAGUGGCUACCUGGUGGAAUAUGGAGUGUCUGGGGAGAGUCUUCGCUCCAUCGUCAACAUCACAGACGGGGCAGUGUUAGAGACAACCAUCAGAGACUUACUGCCCUACACUACGUAUGAGAUCAGAGUAGCAGCUUACACCACUGAGGUAACACCAGGUCAGAGUCCGUAUAGUCCGGCACAGACAGUCAGGACAAGAGAACAGGCUGCGGGGUCGAUAAGAAACCUGACCUACACUGUCACACCUGACACCAUCUCGUUAACCUGGCUACCCCCAGGUGUGACAAAUGGCGUGUUGGUUAAGUAUGUCAUUAGAUACCAGCCUCUGGGGAACAACCAAAGCACAGAUCCUAAAGUUGUGAGUGCAAUACCAAGCACAAUUUCUGUGACGAUAGCAAAUCUUCAGAGUGACACAGAUUAUCAGGUGAAUGUGACGGCGGAGAAUGGAGCUGGGGAAGGGGAGACAACCUCCCUUGUAAUCAAAACAGCUCUUCAGGUAGCAGCCUCCCCAGAUGUCACAGAACCUGCCUCCCCUGCCUUGGGUAGCCCCUCCCCCACACGCAAAGAGGACAGCAGCAAGAACCUCCCAGCUAUCGUGGCUGGGUGCCUGACAGGUGGCUUAGCUCUCCUUGCUAUCAUUGGGAUCAUCAUCUACAAGUGUCUGAAGAAACGCCGCCACAAAAAUGAUGAGAGAUACUAUAUGUCUAAAGUAGAAGAAGACCUGGACAGCAUCGGUGAUCUUCAGAUAAAAAGUAGUACUAGAGACCCCACGCCCUGCGCCCCUUCUCCCUCACCCCCACCCAGCCGCCCGCACCCCUGUCCUGUAGACGCACCCCCUAGUGGCAGCCAGAUUCAGGUUCAAGCUGUUAUCAACAACAACAACCAAUCACCGACAAUGCCUCAAUCUUCCAGAGCAAAGAAACUAUCAGGUAUAGACAACGCAGGAUUUGUGGACAGCACCCUGGGUACCAGAGAGGGAAGUGUUCGGUUGUCAGCAGAUCAAGUCUAUUCUCAGAUUGAUCGGUCGCGGAAGAAGCAGUAUCGGAUGAGAACAGAAAGUGCAGCAGCCAUCGCUGUGGAGCGUAACCGUGGUAUUCAGGUGCUUACAGGUGAUAAGGACUCGCUGAUAAACAAUGAAGCCGAGAUCGUUUACGAUGAAAGGACGGCAUUGUGAUGUUUGCUGAUCAUAGUGGAUUGAACAUUAGAGCUGAUAUUGUUCACGAUGAAAGGACGGCAUUUUGAUGUUUGCUGAUCAUAGUGGAUUGAACAUUAGAGCUGACAUUGUUCACGAUGAAAGGACGGCAUUGUGAUGUUUGCUGGUAAUAGAGAAUUGAACAUUAGAGCUGACAUUGUUCACGAUGAAAGGAUGGCAUUGUGAUGUUUGCUGAUCAUAGUGGAUUGAACAUUAGAGCUGACAUUAUUCACGAUGACAGGACGGCAUUGUGAUGUUUGCUGAUCAUAGUGGAUUGAACAUUAGAGCUGACAUUGUUCACGAAUAAAGGACGGCAUUUUGAUGUUUGCUGAUCAUAGUGGAUUGAACAUUAGAGCUGACAUUGUUCACGAUGAAAGGACAGCAUUGUGAUGUUUGCUGGUAAUAGAGACUUGAACGAUGCAGCUGACAUUGUUCACGAUGAAAGUUAUGGCAUUGUGAUGCGUGUGGAUCGUGCAGUAUUAAAUCGAUGAAGCUUUGAAGCCUGUGUGAUGAUAAAGGGAUUGUACUGUGGUAUGUUUAGAAAUUGGGAUUGAUUACGUGUAUGAUGAAAGGAAGGCACUGAUGCUGAUCAAGGAGUUAUAAAUGAUGAAGCCAACACCAUUCAAAAUGAAAAUACUUUAUGUGCUGUCGCUAGUGAUAACGAAGGAAGCUCUAAGAGAUAGUUUGUUAUGAAUGGACUCCACUGUGAUAAAUUUAAGAGCUGAACAAAACAUUCUUGGAGCAAUGAAGCUGAGACAGUUCAGAAUGAAAAUAAGCUAUAGUUAUAUGUGCCUAGUGAUAGUUAUAGAGUGAUAACGAAGGAAGCUGUAAGAUAUACAUUUAGUUUGUCAUGAAUAGAUCCAUGUACCACUGUGAUAAAUAUAAGAGCUGAAUGAAACACUCUUUAAGCAAUGAAGCAGAGCCAUACAAGAAGCAAAGAGGAAAUCAUUGCCUGGGCUGAAGAACAAUCUUUUGGUUACUGCGAUGCAAACACUUGAAGUUCUGAAGCAAAUAUAUAGUUGAAACGGUUGUAAUUAUUGAUAUGGUGCCAUUGAUGAAAAUAAGGUUGUUCACACCAUGGUGUACAUAAAAGGCCAAAUUUGUAUAUUUAGGCAUUAUGAUUUCAUGCUGCUUGGUAGAGGAGUACUGUUUGUUUCUGUGGCUUUUCAGACAAAAUCUGAUGCACAAACAUCAGUAUUCUUAAUACAUGUACCUGUUUGAGACAUGGCCGGCAAAUUUGAAUACCUGGCCAAACCAAGUUCCCUAAUUCUGGAACCUUUUCAAGCAACUCUGCAACCA